AUGGCAGAGAGCGCCGAGCUCCAGCCAAGUUUUGAGGACGUUUUCAACAUUCUAUCCCAAAUCCCCCACGAUAAACUCCUGAGCCUCAAAUAUAAACUGAAGCACUUGAUUUUUGGGCCCAGCAGCAAAUUACUGCAAGCCAUGGUCCUUCUUACUCUGGGGCAAGAAGUGGAUGCAAGAAUUUGUUUGGAUGACUUGGGAGACAACCAGGCAGCCCGGUAUGUCCACCAGACCAAACUGGGCGCUGCAGGAGCGCAGGAAGAUGAGGAGGAUUUGCAGCCUCCCCAGCUGGAUGCAGGUGCCACGGCGCUUCUGGCACAGAUCUACUCGGUGCUGGAAAAGGAAAAACUGUGCAGUCGGGAAGCCCUGGACAAAGCCCAUCAGGCUGCCACCAAAGCCCGUGACACCAGCAAGGAAACUCAGGGGGACACGCUCAACAGCAUCCCAGCUGAGGACCGGGAAAAACACGGCUCUGCUAUCAGCAUGGGCUCAGGUGACGAAUUUCAGACGCUGAGAUCUGAUGUGGACGUAGGAUUUCUCCCCAGCCCGAACUACGUGGUGAGAAGUUCCCCGGUGCCGAUUGGAGGCAACUCAGAGCUUUCAGGCCCACGGACCUUACGCCCUUUGGGGAGUCUCUCCUUCUCCAGUUGCUUUGAGAUCAGCGCAUCACCAACAGCUGUUUUUCACACCCAGCCUUCCUCCCAUGAGCGCGUCCCCCAGCCCAACCGGCUGUGCGAAGGGACGACCAGCGGUGCUGGACAGCCCGACGGGGACACACAGAGCCACGACCUGCAGGAAACAAGCUGGGCCAGCAGACCCAACUCCCAUCCCGGGCCCAACACAGGUGCCCAAGUCCCCCAGCCAGAGAAAGCUCUGCAGGUCAGUUCAUGUCAUCCAACUCUCUCUCCUACGGAAACGCAGCUGCCCACGCUGGGUGCUGGGAUCCAACCUGACGAAAGCAGUGAUGUUUCCAGCACGGUGGCAGCAGACCCUCAGGCACCAGAAGAAAGCACAGACAAAAAGCAAGAUGAAAAGCAAUUAUCUACAGGUCUUCCUGACUUAAGAGCUACAGUGGAGACUAGUCCUGCCCACAAGUCCACAGAGGACUCCUAUGUUCCAGCAGGCAUUUCCUCUAACUCUGCAUCUGCUUCCAUUUCAGCCUGUUCCAUUCCUCCUCCUACCUAUUCCUUCUCCACAACCCUUCCCUCUCCUCUUCAGGGAGCUCCUUCCAACUCAGCAUAUCCCCCUCCCCUCCACUCAUCCCCUUCUCCAGCCUGGCCUCCUCCUCUCCAAGGUGUAGAAGCAGUGCCCACAUCAGAGCCAGACAGUGGAAAGUUCUUCACUUUCGUUGUCAUGCACGCUAGUCAAGACGAGAUUAUCGCCCAUCGGGUCAAGAACCUGCUGGAGAGCAUGGGGGUUCCCAACGGUGCCACACUCUGUGAGGACUUCUUCAUUGCUGGACGCAGCCAUCUGACUUGCUUCCAGGAUGCUAUGGAAAACUCUGCCUUCAUCAUCCUUCUGCUAACCAAGAACUUCCCAUGCGACCUGUGUAUGUUUCAGACAAACACUGCUCUGAUGGAGUCCAUCCUGAAACCAUCCAAGCGUGACUCUGUCAUCCCUUUUGUGCCUAAGGAGAACCCUCUGGAGCGGAGUCAGAUUCCCCUCACACUUGGUGGGCUGAUGCCCUUGGAUGAGAACUCUCCUGGGUUCUCCAGGACAGUGCAGAACACCUUUACCACCCGCAGGAUCACGCAAAGGAAAGCCAUGUGGGACCUGACGCAGAGAAAGAAACUUCAGUUUUAUCAGGAAUCGUAUCAAACACUGCAGAACUUCGCUACUCUGAACCUCGGCUCCCUUUCCCAGGUGCCUCCAUCAGCAACACGGCCACAGCUGCUGGAGCGAUCACCCCAGCAGUGGUGCCCCCGACCUUCAACUGUCCCUCCUGCCACAUACCCACCUCACCCUGUGGCUGCUCAGAUGGAUCCCCCUCCUUUCCAACCACUUCAUCUCCCACCAGGCCACUACAACAUGAUGCCAGGCACAGGAGGCAUCAUCAUUCAACACGCUCGAAUGGUUCAGAUCGGGAACCACAACACGAUGCAGGUGGAAACUGUCACACCAGGUCCAGAGGCCAGUGGGGAAUAA
Molecule: messenger RNA, 2145 nt
Organism: Tauraco erythrolophus (red-crested turaco)
Lineage: Eukaryota; Metazoa; Chordata; Aves; Musophagiformes; Musophagidae
Gene: TICAM1
Product: TIR domain containing adaptor molecule 1
Biological process (GO): positive regulation of type I interferon production; positive regulation of canonical NF-kappaB signal transduction; TRIF-dependent toll-like receptor signaling pathway
Cellular component (GO): endosome
Molecular function (GO): signaling adaptor activity
Source: RefSeq, a predicted model, not a curated record